Messenger RNA from Andrographis paniculata, 721 nucleotides. RefSeq names its product 40S ribosomal protein S28-2. Bases 112 to 309 code for a protein of 65 amino acids. Lineage: Eukaryota; Viridiplantae; Streptophyta; Magnoliopsida; Lamiales; Acanthaceae. Gene Ontology annotation, cellular component: ribosome; cytosolic small ribosomal subunit. The record is from RefSeq and is a predicted model, not a curated record. Gene Ontology annotation, molecular function: structural constituent of ribosome. Gene Ontology annotation, biological process: translation; maturation of SSU-rRNA; ribosomal small subunit assembly. The transcript is spliced from 2 exons.
AAAAUAAAUAAAUAAAUAAGAAAAGCAUUCUCUACUCUCUAGGGCACCUCACGCCGCCAUUGUUCGCUCAAACGCCUCUCUCUGCCGAGACGACUGCGUUUGCGAUUCAGGAUGGAUUCCCAGAUCAAGCAUGCGAUUGUGGUGAAGGUUAUAGGGCGGACAGGGUCGAGGGGACAAGUGACUCAGGUGAGAGUCAAGUUUGUGGAUGACCAGAAUCGGUUUAUCAUGAGGAAUGUUAAGGGACCUGUUAGAGAGGGUGACAUUCUCACCCUUCUCGAGUCGGAGAGGGAGGCUAGGAGGCUGCGCUGAAUUUCUUUCACACUGGCUUCACGAACUUCUGAUGUUUGGAUGUAAGUUACGACAUCGGUUUGAAGUUUUUGGUUUUCGCACUACUUUGAUGAAUGAACCAAAAUAAUAUUUGGAGUUAAUUGUUUGGCAAUAUUAUGACUUAUGUUUUUCACACCAGCUGAAUUAGUUGUGCCGUUUUUACGUUGUUUAAGCCUACGAUUUUGGGAUUUUUAUUGAGUUGCAAGGAAUGAUGUUAAAUUUACUUCAUAGGGUACUUAGAUGAGUUGGAUAUGGAUGAUUUAUUCUCUAUAUGUGCUCAUCACUUGAAUACUUUUUUAAGUAUUUUAUUGGCUCGAGCAGGCGAUGCUGUGUUUUCUAUUUUGAAGUUGGGUUACAUUGUCGGAAUGCAUUAAAUAUUAUUAUUCCUUUCUUA